Messenger RNA from Ilyonectria robusta, 2586 nucleotides. Its product is annotated as glycoside hydrolase superfamily. Gene Ontology annotation, molecular function: beta-glucosidase activity. The transcript has 4 exons. The record is from RefSeq and is a predicted model, not a curated record. The coding region runs from base 1 to 2586 and encodes 861 amino acids. NCBI's taxonomy places the organism in Eukaryota, Fungi, Ascomycota, Sordariomycetes, Hypocreales, Nectriaceae. Gene Ontology annotation, biological process: glucan catabolic process.
AUGGGGCACUUUGCGGAGGCAUCCGAGAGAAUCUCUCUGCCUUACAAUAACGAGAAAGUGACGGCGCAGUUGGCCCAGCUGUCAAUUGAAGAAAAAGUCUCUCUUCUCGCGGGUUCUGGAUUCACUACCACAGCUGGAAUCCCUCGAUUAGACAUUCCUUCCCUCAAGUUAGCUGAGGGAGUAAAUGGUGUCAAGGACGCCAUGGCCAUUGAUGCCGGUGACACAGUCGCCGAUGUUCUGGCAGGCGGUGGUCCCAAGACCGUUUGCUUCCCAAGUACCAGCUGCUUUGGAGCUACCUUUAACCCGGAAUUGAGCUAUCGCCUCGGCCAAGCGCUCGGCAGCCAGGCGAGAGAGAAAGACAUAGCAACUAUCAUGGGCCCGGGUGUCAAUCUGCAUCGUGACCCACGCUGCGGACGAAACUUUGAAUAUUUCAGCGAGGACCCCUAUCUCACAGGCCGGCUGAGUGGCGCCAUGAUCAACGGUAUCCAGCAGCAGGGAGUUGGCGCAUGUGCAAAGCAUUUUGUCGCCAACGAUGCCGAGAACCACAGGAGGGCGUAUAAUGUCAUUGACCCUACAGGCGGCAUCGCGCUACGGGAACUAUAUCUGGCAGCUUUCCAGGAGCUUCUUGUUUAUUCUAACCCAGUCUGCAUCAUGACGUCGUACAACAAAGUCGAAGGUGUUUAUACGUCAGAGACGCCACUCAUUGAGAAGGUCAUCCGUGGAGAAUGGGGCUAUGGCGGUGCCAUCCAGUCUGACUGGUUCGGUACUGUGUCUACGGCCGCAUCUAUUUUGGCCGGCCAGGAUUUAGAAAUGCCUGGACCAUCCAUUUUCCGUGGACCCCGACUUCUCAAAGCCCUCGAAGAGGGCCAAGUCACCGAGGAGCAUAUUAAUCGAUGCGCACGCAAGAUGCUGGAAUGGAUUGACAGAGUGACCAGUUCCGAUCGCAAGCCGGCCUUGACCACUAAAGAAGCCAUCUCCGUCGCCCGUGAGGUUGCCUCGGAGGGAAUUGUCUUGCUCAAAAACGAGAACGAGGCCCUGCCGUUGGAUCUGACGAAAGCUCCCAAGCUCGCUAUUGUUGGACAGCCAGCAGUUGACCCUCCUGUGGGCGGCGGAGGAAGCUCCCUCGCACCUCCGCAAUACGUGCUGAAGCCGUUAGACUUCAUCGACGCUGCGCAUCCUCAGUCGGAGCUUGUUCAAUUCGCUGCUGGCGUUCGAUGCAACAAGCUUCUUCCAACCAUACCCACCGACUUGAUUAGGGCAGAGAACGGAAAGAAUGGAGUUGACGUUACAUAUUACAACAACAAGUCUCCUGAUUCUCCUGUACUCAAAGAGUUCCAGAGCCAUGGUCAAGUUGCGAUGCUGGGUCGUAUUAGACCUGGGUUGGAUGCAGCUGGCUUCAGAUACGAGCUAAGCACAACCUUGACUCCGGAAACCACCGGCAAUCAUACCAUUGGUGUACACACAACCGGCGCAUUCAAGUUAUUUGUAGAUAGUUCCGAGGUCUUGUCUGCACCGUCCCCGAACUGCAAUGCCGAAGACUUCCUGUUCACUCCAUUCAAACUAGAGAAAUCAUGUGCGCAUCCCAUGCAAGCCGGGAAAUCAUAUUCCAUCAAACUGGUCAUUCAAUCCUGGACGUCUGUAAAGCAAAAGCCCAACGAGCCUGCCCCUCACAUUGGACGUCUCUGCUUUCAGUACGCCUUCUCUGACGAGGAUGCUAUUGCGGAAGCGGUCUCAAUUGCAUCCGAAUCGGACGUCUCUAUCGUCUUCGCGGGACGAAACUCGGAGCAUGAGGGAGAAGGCGCAGACAUGCCUGACAUCAGCCUCCCAGGCAACCAAGCUGCCAUGGUGAAGGCUGUGGCGGCUGCCAGCAAGCGAACCAUUGUGGUUCUUUACAGCGGUGGCCCUCUGGAUGUGUCUUCAUUCGUCAACGAUGUUGAUGCGAUUGUCCACGCUCACUACCUGGGACAAGAGGGAGGCGCAGCUAUUGUAGAUGUUCUGUUGGGCAAGGUGAACCCAAGUGGAAAGUUGUCUACGACGUGGCCGAAGCGCUUGGAGGACGUCGGCUCGUUUUCUCAUUUCCCUGCCACUCAGGCUGCCGAUGGUACUAUCGACUUGCAUCUCAAUGAGGGACUCCAAGUCGGGUAUCGCCGCGACACGACCGAAAUUAGCCACAGAUAUCCAUUCGGCUUCGGUCUCUCCUACACCACUUUCCAGUACAGCGAUCUCGUCGUCGAGUCUAGCAGUAUCGGCAACAUCGAAAAGAAGGACAAGUUUAUCGUCAAGGUAAACCUGAAGAACACAGGAAGUGUGGUCGGCGCAGAGGCAGUCCAAGUCUACGUCCGACCCAUCAAUACGCCAGUAUCACGUCCGAAGUCACUCAGAGGGUUUACCAAGGUGACACUCGAGCCUGGAACUUCGAAGGAGGUAGAGAUUGUACUGGAUCUGAAGAAAUCCCUUAGUCAUUGGGACGUUGCAAAGAACGUAUGGAAGGUUGAAAGGGGAACUUAUGGCAUUAGCAUUGGUCAUGUCGAGGGUCUAGAGAGCACGGCAGUUGUGGACAAGGAUUUCGAGUGGUUAGGACUCUGA